Molecule: messenger RNA, 630 nt
Organism: Haemonchus placei
Lineage: Eukaryota; Metazoa; Nematoda; Chromadorea; Rhabditida; Trichostrongylidae
Source: the annotation of a GenBank genome assembly
AUGCGUUUUAGUUGUGUUGCUUGGAGCCCUCUUAUGGCUUCGGUGAUGGUGAACAGUGGGUAUGAUGGAUCUGUUACUGUAUGGGACAUAAAUAAGGUAAGAAGGCUGCGGAAGUUUAAUGAACAUGAGAAGAGGUGCUGGUCAGUGAGCUUUGCCAGAACGGACAACCAUAUUUGUGCAACAGGGAGCAAUGACUGUUCUGUAUGUUUGGAACGCUUCGAUCUCUUUUUCACUGGUCUUAAGGUGAAAAUCUGGAACUUGAAUAUGGCAAAUUCUGUUAUGACCAUUAGGCCAUACUUCGUGGUGUGUACUGUGAAUUUCGGUUUCACCAAAAACGAAUUGGCUGUUGGUUCUGCAGAUCGUUCGGUUUACUUGUAUGACCUCCGUCAGCCGUUGCGGCCUCUCAAUGUUUUUGCGGGACAUCGCCAAGCUGUUUCUUAUGUUCGCUAUCUUAAUCCAGAGGAGAUUGUUUCUGCAUCAACUGAUAAUAACCUUCGAUUGUGGAAUACUCGUUCAGCAGAAUGCACUCGUGUCUUUUAUGGUCACAGAAAUACGAAAAACUUCGUUGGACUCAGUUCUUGCGGCGAUCAUAUUUUGACAGGUGCGUGCCUGAAAAUUUGUUCUAAAUAA